Molecule: messenger RNA, 1481 nt
Organism: Guyanagaster necrorhizus
Lineage: Eukaryota; Fungi; Basidiomycota; Agaricomycetes; Agaricales; Physalacriaceae
Product: Choline/ethanolaminephosphotransferase
Exons: 12
Coding region: 70-1323 (417 amino acids)
Biological process (GO): phospholipid biosynthetic process
Cellular component (GO): membrane
Molecular function (GO): phosphotransferase activity, for other substituted phosphate groups
Source: RefSeq, a predicted model, not a curated record
UUUGUGUCACACGUCUAGGAUCUCUGCGCCUCCAAAAUACCCGGUACAUGCUAGAAGAGGCGCAUUGAUAUGGGAUACCUUCCUCAACAGUCGCUUGAAAACUUGAAAAAAUAUGCGUACAAGGGUGUAGACAAAUCUUUGGUUUCUCGAUAUGUUUUGAACCCAUUCUGGAACUGGUUUGUCACGCUGUGGCCUACCACUAUUGCGCCAAACACGAUUACGCUCUCCGGACUAUGCAUAGUCUUCAUGAACUUUUUAACGAUGCUAUAUUAUGAUCCUGCUUAUUUGACAGAAAAGGGUGGUGCCACUGCUCCACCAUCCUGGAUAUAUUUUACAUGGGGGAUAGGUCUCUUCCUUUAUCAGAGCUUUGAUGCUAUUGAUGGAAAACAAGCGCGAAGAACUGGAAUGGCAGGUCCACUGGGAGAGAUGUUCGAUCACGGCUGUGAUGCUCUCAAUACCACGUUGGAAGUCAUCAUUUGCGCCCAGGCCAUGAAUCUGGGACGCUCGUGGUGGACUGUUGCAUCCCAAGUUGCAACACUGGCUAACUUCUAUUUGACUACUUGGGAAGAGUACCAUACUGGCCAACUUUUCCUUGGUGUUUUCUCUGGCCCGGUUGAAGGCAUCUUGAUGAUCGUUACCAUUUACAUCAUAACGGGCCUCUUUGGACCGUCGUUCUGGGACCAGGGCCUUCUAGCAUUUUUGCAUCUUGAGCACCUUCUUCCGUUUUCCAAGAUACCUAACAUUGGACUUAAUGAAACAUUCAUGGUGUUCGCUGCCUUCGGCCUGGCGUUCAACAUCGUUUCUAGUUACCUUAAUGUCCGACGAGCGAUGAAGUCAGUCGGGAAGUCAACCCUUCGGCCGCUACUGUUUCUAUUACCAUACCCAAUUGCCGCUACUAUUCAAGUAGCCUGGCUCUCAUACCCUGCAUACCAUAGUUCCGCCAUUAUCAACUCGAGCCUGUUUGUACCCUUCUUGUGUGCUUGGGGUCUUCAGUUCGCCCAUCAAGUAGGACGAAUGAUCCUGGCCCAUGUUACGAGUACACCAUUCCCCAUCUGGGACUGGAUGUGGAUAUGGAGUAUUAUCGGGGCCGUAGACGCGAAUUUGCCUCGAUUGUUCGGCAGGCCGUCCAUCAUCCAGUCUUCACAUGGAAGUACGGCUUGGUUUGUCUACGGAACCUUGGCUAUAUCUCUUUUUGCCUACGCUCGUUUCUGUGUACUGGUCAUCAACGACAUCACGAACUACAUGGGUAUUGCUUGUUUCACUGUGCGCAAGAAAGAUGCUGCGGGGAUCUGGAGAGAUGCUACCAAGGAAAAGAAGGUGUGAGAUCCAUAUAUUGCUCUGAUGUAUCUUUUAGGUCCCUUGUAUUAACAAACUCAAUUCACGUACAACAUCUGAUUAGAUAGACUAGAACAUAGAGGUAUCUGACCUGUUGCCGUAGUUGGAAUGCUUUAGUGCUGUCAUCCGGCAGUCGUGUUUCCCGA